AAGUUUAAUUCCUUUCUGAAGCCUGGGAUUCCGUGAAAUGUAAUUAAUUUCGGAGAUGCGCGCGAAAAUUACAAAGUGCACUCGAAUUUGAUUUCGAAAAUUACCCGAAAGUGUCAAACUGCACCCAGUCUUUGUCGGUUGGGAUUGUACCUACACAAAACGGUAAUUUAUGUGUUAGACGUGCAUUUGUGUACCUGUUGUUCUUCGGUGGUCAUCACCUUUCUUAGACGAAAUGUACGAAUAUCUGGUUCCAUUUUGAAACUGCACAGUGGUUGCAGCAAUCAAAUGCUUCAGUUACAAGAGACGAAAAUUGGAACACCUUCCUACACUUAUUGUCCUGAGGUGACAGAUAUGACACGUUCAUCACUUAGCGUCAGACUGGAAAAAAUUGUCACGUUGGACGCGAAAACAAAAGAGUUGAUUGCUGAAAUUGAAACUAUCGGCAAAGGAACCAGUAAUACAAAAUCUUGCCGGGAGAAAUUAGAUCACUGUCAAACUCAAGUUAGAGAAAAUCUUGUUGCUAUAAACUCAAUUUUGGAUGAGUUGCAAGCUAUUGAGCAUGAAGUAAACAUAUCGACAAACAGGACUCUCAGUGAAGCAGUUAUUGAAAAUAAGAAACAACUCUUCAUGUUGCAGAGCCGAUAUCGUAAAGCAAUUUUUGCAGCCAAUUCCGCUUUAGAAGUCGUUGAAAAAAAUGAACUUAUUCAUCGUUCAUCAACCGGAAGUGGAUCUGAUACCAAGGUUUCCAAUCUGGAAGAACAGUAUCAAAAUUCACUAGAACUUACUCAAGAUAUGACAACAUACGCAAGGUUGUUAGCUGAGGAGGUCCGACGAGGUGCUGCUAAUGCUGAAUUACUUGAAGAUUCAUCCAGUAAAAUCAUGUCUAACUAUUCUGAAUUAAAAGAAAUGGCUGGGCAUAUGAAUCAGUCAAAACGUCUUGCAUCUUUGGCUCGUCGUAGGCGUUUUACAGAAAGAGUUCUCUUCUUUUUGGCCUUUUCAUUUUUCUUCCUAAGUUGUGGAACAAUUUUUUUACAUAGGAUACCGAUGGGAUAUUGGUUUUUACCAUCUGGUUAUUAAAUUUGUAAUGAUCAUCCUAGCCAGGUUAUGUUUUUACUGGCCCAUAUAGAGUUCUCUAUGGCUGUUCUUCACAGUAUUCGCAAUGUGAUAUCGAUUUGUACAUAUUAUUAUUGUUGUUAUUUCAGAUUUGAUUUCAUGAACUUGAAUUGUGCUUUUUAAAAUCAAAAUGUGGUAUUUUCUGAGUAUUUCGUUUAACUUUCAGUUGUUUGAAAGAAAUGCAUUUUAAGUUGGUAUUAGUUGGGGGGUGAUAUCACUUGGAGAACCAUUGAUAACC
Heterobilharzia americana is the source of this 1351-nucleotide messenger RNA. The record is from the annotation of a GenBank genome assembly. NCBI's taxonomy places the organism in Eukaryota, Metazoa, Platyhelminthes, Trematoda, Strigeidida, Schistosomatidae.